GACCGAGCCGAGCCGAGGGCCGCGCCCAUCCCGCGUCGCCCGGCACAGCCCCGCGCCAAGGAGCCCCGCACACAAUAGCGGCGCGCGCAACCCCGCGCCCUUCCCCCGCCCGCGCGCGCCCCGCCCCCACGUGCGCGUCCCGCCCCGUGCUACCCGCCGCCCGGGGCGGUCGAGCCUCCCGCCUCACCUGCCGCCCGGGAGGGGGCGGGCAUUGUUCGUCGCUACCGCCGAGCCUGGCCAUGGGGGCCGCCCGGCGCUCGCGGCCGGGCCUGGCGAGGCCGUCGCGUCGCUGCUGAGGGGACCCUGCGCGCUGCCCGGCGGUGCAGGUGAGGCCGGCAGCGCCAUGGUGGAUCCAGUGGGCUUCGCGGAGGCUUGGAAGGCGCAGUUCCCGGACUCUGAGCCGCCGCGUAUGGAGCUGCGCUCCGUAGGUGACAUCGAGCAAGAGCUGGAGCGCUGCAAGGCCUCUAUCCGGCGCCUGGAGCAGGAGGUGAACCAAGAGCGCUUCCGCAUGAUAUACCUGCAGACGCUGCUGGCCAAGGAGAAGAAGAGCUAUGACCGGCAGCGCUGGGGCUUUCGGCGCGCCGCACAGCCCCCUGACGGCGCCGCGGAACCCCGAGCGCCGGCGUUGCGCCAGGCGCCAGCGCCCCCGGACGGCGCGGAUCCGCCGCCCGCCGAGGAAUCCGAGGCCCGGCCCGACGGAGAAGGGUCCCCAGGUAAGGCCCGGCCGGCGGCCGUCCGCAAACCUGGCGCCGCUGCUUCUGCCGACCGGGAUGAGCGGGGACCCCCCACCAGUGUGGCGGCGCUUAGAUCCAACUUCGAGAGGAUUCGCAAGGGCCAUGGCCAGCCCGGGGCGGCGGACACUGAGAAGCCCUUCUACGUGAAUGUCGAAUUUCACCACGAGCGCGGCCUGGUGAAGGUCAACGACAAAGAAGUGUCUGACCGGAUCAGUUCCCUGGGCAGCCAGGCCAUGCAAAUGGAGCGCAAGAAGUCUCAACAAGGUGCGGGACCGGGUCUGGUGGACGCACCCAGGCCCCAUUACCGCGGGCGCUCCUCAGAGAGCAGCUGUGGCCUCGACGGCGACUACGAGGAUGCAGAGUUGAACCCUCGAUUCCUGAAGGACAACCUAAUCAACACCAAUGGCGGCAGCAGACCCCCUUGGCCGCCCUUGGAGUAUCAACCCUACCAGAGCAUCUACAUCGGAGGCAUGAUGGUGGAAGGGGAGGGCAAGGGCCCGCUUCUGCGCAGCCAGAGCACCUCAGAGCAGGAGAAGCGCCUCACCUGGCCCCGCAGGUCCUACUCCCCCCGGAGUUUUGAGGAUAGCGGAGGUGGCUACACCCCGGAUUGCAGCUCCAACGAAAAUCUUACCUCCAGCGAAGAAGACUUCUCCUCCGGCCAGUCAAGCCGGGUGUCUCCAAGCCCCACCACCUACCGCAUGUUCCGAGACAAGAGCCGCUCACCCUCGCAGAACUCGCAGCAGUCCUUUGACAGCAGCAGCCCCCCGACACCGCAGUGCCAGAAGCGGCACCGGCAGUGCCAGGUAGUGGUGUCUGAGGCGACCAUUGUGGGUGUCCGCAAGACUGGGCAGAUUUGGCCCAGCGAUGGGGACAACACCUUCCAUGGAGAUACAGAUGCCUCAUUUGGAACACCACCUGGGUAUAGCUGUGCCGCAGACCGGGCUGAGGAGCAACGCAGGCACCAGGAUGGGCUGCCCUACAUUGAUGACUCACCCUCCUCCUCUCCCCACCUCAGCAGCAAGGGCAGGGGCAGCCGGGACACUCUGGCCUCAGGAGCCCUGGAGCCCACUAAAGCGAGUGAACUGGACUUGGAAAAGGGUCUGGAGAUGAGAAAAUGGGUCCUGUCUGGAAUCCUGGCUAGUGAGGAGACUUACCUGAGCCACCUGGAGGCACUUCUGCUGCCCAUGAAGCCUUUGAAAGCCGCUGCCACCACCUCUCAGCCUGUGCUGACCAGCCAGCAGAUUGAGACCAUCUUCUUCAAAGUGCCUGAGCUUUAUGAAAUCCACAAGGAGUUCUAUGAUGGGCUCUUCCCCCGAGUGCAACAGUGGAGCCACCAGCAGCGGGUGGGCGACCUCUUCCAGAAACUGGCCAGCCAGCUGGGUGUGUAUCGGGCCUUUGUGGACAACUAUGGGGUUGCCAUGGAAACAGCAGAGAAGUGCUGUCAGGCCAACGCUCAGUUUGCAGAAAUCUCUGAGAACCUGAAAGCCAGAAGCAACAGGGAUGCCAAGGACCCAGCCACCAAGAAUUCUUUGGAAACCCUGCUCUACAAGCCUGUGGACCGGGUGACAAGAAGCACGCUGGUCCUUCAUGAUUUGCUGAAGCACACUCCUUCCAGCCACCCCGACCAUUCCCUGCUACAGGACGCCCUCCGCAUCUCACAGAACUUCCUGUCUAGCAUCAAUGAGGAGAUUACACCCCGCCGACAGUCCAUGACAGUGAAGAAGGGAGAGCACCGGCAGCUGCUGAAGGACAGCUUCAUGGUGGAGCUGGUGGAGGGGGCCCGCAAGCUACGCCACGUCUUCCUGUUCACCGACCUGCUCCUCUGCACCAAGCUCAAGAAGCAGAGUGGAGGCAAAACCCAGCAGUAUGACUGCAAAUGGUACAUUCCGCUCACGGAUCUCAGCUUCCAGAUGGUGGACGAAUCAGAAGCAGCACCCAACAUCCCACUGGUGCCAGAUGAGGAGCUGGAUGCAUUGAAGAUUAAGAUCUCCCAGAUCAAGAGUGACAUCCAGAGAGAGAAGAGGGCAAACAAAGGCAGCAAGGCCAUGGAGAGGCUGAAGAAGAAGCUGUCAGAGCAGGAGUCGCUGCUGCUGCUCAUGUCUCCCAGCAUGGCCUUCAGGGUACACAGCCGUAAUGGCAAGAGUUACACAUUCCUGAUUUCCUCUGACUAUGAGCGAGCCGAGUGGAGGGAGAACAUCCGGGAACAGCAGAAAAAGUGUUUCAAAAGCUUCUCUUUGACAUCCGUGGAGCUGCAGAUGCUGACCAACUCCUGUGUUAAACUUCAGACAGUCCACAACAUUCCACUAACCAUCAACAAAGAAGAUGAUGAAUCUCCUGGGCUCUACGGGUUCCUGAAUGUCAUUGUCCACUCAGCUACUGGGUUUAAGCAGAGUUCAAAUCUGUACUGCACCUUGGAGGUAGAUUCCUUUGGGUAUUUUGUAAAUAAAGCAAAGACGCGUGUCUACAGGGACACAACUGAGCCAAACUGGAAUGAGGAGUUUGAGAUAGAGCUGGAAGGCUCCCAGACCCUGCGGAUACUGUGCUACGAAAAGUGUUACAACAAAACAAAGAUCCCCAAAGAAGACGGCGAGAGCACAGACAGGCUCAUGGGGAAAGGCCAGGUCCAGCUGGACCCUCAAGCCCUACAAGACAGAGACUGGCAGCGGACAGUCAUUGCCAUGAAUGGGAUUGAAGUGAAACUUUCCAUCAAGUUCACAAGCAGGGAAUUCAGCUUGAAGAGAAUGCCUUCCCGCAAACAGACGGGGGUCUUUGGAGUCAAGAUCGCUGUGGUCACCAAGAGAGAGAGGUCCAAGGUGCCCUACAUCGUGCGCCAGUGUGUGGAGGAGAUUGAACGCCGGGGCAUGGAGGAGGUGGGCAUCUACCGUGUGUCUGGAGUGGCCACAGACAUCCAGGCGCUGAAGGCAGCCUUUGACGUCAAUAACAAAGAUGUAUCAGUGAUGAUGAGUGAAAUGGAUGUGAAUGCCAUCGCAGGCACGCUGAAGCUUUAUUUCCGUGAGCUGCCUGAGCCCCUCUUCACUGAUGAAUUCUACCCCAACUUUGCUGAGGGCAUUGCUCUUUCAGAUCCUGUUGCAAAGGAGAGCUGCAUGCUCAAUUUGCUGCUGUCCCUCCCAGAAGCCAACCUGCUGACCUUCCUCUUCCUUCUAGACCACCUGAAAAGAGUGGCUGAAAAGGAGACCGUGAACAAGAUGUCCCUACACAACCUCGCCACAGUGUUUGGUCCCACGCUGCUUCGGCCCUCAGAGAAAGAGAGCAAGCUUCCUGCCAACCCCAGCCAGCCCAUUACCAUGACUGAUAGCUGGUCCCUGGAGGUCAUGUCCCAGGUCCAGGUGCUGCUGUACUUCCUGCAGCUGGAGGCCAUACCUGCCCCAGACAGUAAGAGACAGAGCAUCCUAUUUUCCACCGAAGUCUAAAGGCCCAACAUCAUCUCAGGAGGCCAGUGAAACAGCCUGGGAACCUGUGGUGAAACGGGCCAUCUGAAGAGUGGAAUCCGUACCUUCAUGAGGUGUAACUGGACCAUUCCGAAGAGCCAGACCAUCUGCCAAGAGACAGUACCCAAAGUAGAAGGCCAGGUGGCCAGCACAGAUUCUGUUGGUCUGCAAGCCCCAGUCUGGCCUUGGACUAUGGUUUUCCAUGUUGCCACCAGAGGGCGCCCAAAGCCAGCACAUCUUGGCAUGCAGGCCUGGCCCCGGGGAGAAGGCGGAGUGGUUUUUAUGAACUUAAUUUAUCAGAGUUUAAAAGAUUUCUACUGGAUCACUUGUCAAGAUGCACCCUCUCCAGGGAGAAGGGAACACCACCAGAUUCCUUCAUUAUUGUGUCUUGAAUAAACACUGCUGCUGCUUCAUACUGUGGGGGCCAUAGCCCUGUCCCUGCAUGGGUAGGGGCAUUUUGAUAUCCCCAACUUAGACUCCAUUUGUAACAGGGCUUGAGAAGCUAAGUCAACACUAUGUAGCGUCUUGCCUCCAUUCAAUCCUACUUCUUUUUAUUUCUAGAAGGAUUUCUCUGCGGAAAUGGGUCAGCUUUCUGUUCUUUCCUGUUGCUUUGUUUUUGCUAUUUGUGCACUCCUUAGAAAGGCAGCUCCUGGGACUGGGGAGAUAGCUCAGUUGGUAAAGUGCUUGCCUUGCAAGCACAAGGCCCUGGGUUCGAUCCCCAGCACCCAAAAAAAAAAAAAAAAAAAAGAAAGGCAGCUCCACCUGCAGUCAUGAAAUGUGCAGGGACCAGAAACCAGGGGGAGGGAGGUCUAGCCCACGCAGCUUGUGGUUCAUUCUUCAGGGAGAGUGACCGUGCCUACUUAUCCUGACUGCCCACCUGGCUCUUGCUCUCCUUUUCAGCUUAAAAAGACCCUGAUUUCUCUGGCUUCACUGUCCGCACUCUCAACCCCCACGAUGGCUUCAUUUCUUGGUUCAACUGAACAGACUCAGUUAACUAACUUUUAUAAAAAUUUCUUCUCAGCAGCAGCAGCUUGCUGAUAACUUGUUUUAAAACUUUGAUCCAAAAUAGCUUUUUGAUACUUGAAUAUUUUUAAGUUUUAUACAUAGUUUCUAAUUUUUUUCCUAUCAGAUUCAGAUACCUAAUAAGAUAUUAGAAUGUACUCUGUGGACAAUCUGUCCUGGCAGCAUUUUGUCUUUCUCUAACCUCUAGUUCCAUUUUCUUACUUCUGACAUCUCAAGAGUAUCAGAAAUGUGGUGGGUUAGGAAUAGGCCAGGCACAGGAUGGGAGUUCCCAUCCCAAAGUAGGUGAGAGGAAAGGCAUGCCUGCCGCACUCCCUCCCCCAUGUUCCCUGCACCUGUGCAGAAGGAGGCUGAGCAUCUCUCUCUCUCCCUGACCAUCAGGCUUAAAGAAAAGAGAAUUGGGGAAGCCACCAAGUUUUUUGGAAAAAAAAAAAUGAACAGUUUAUAUCACUCUUUUAAAAA
This is a messenger RNA of Sciurus carolinensis (gray squirrel), 5665 nucleotides long. RefSeq names its product BCR activator of RhoGEF and GTPase (gene Bcr). Gene Ontology annotation, biological process: intracellular signal transduction; positive regulation of GTPase activity; protein phosphorylation. Gene Ontology annotation, molecular function: GTPase activator activity; protein serine/threonine kinase activity; guanyl-nucleotide exchange factor activity. The transcript is spliced from 23 exons. Gene Ontology annotation, cellular component: membrane. NCBI's taxonomy places the organism in Eukaryota, Metazoa, Chordata, Mammalia, Rodentia, Sciuridae. The record is from RefSeq and is a predicted model, not a curated record. The coding region runs from base 344 to 4165 and encodes 1273 amino acids.